Molecule: messenger RNA, 243 nt
Organism: Plasmopara halstedii
Lineage: Eukaryota; Oomycota; Peronosporomycetes; Peronosporales; Peronosporaceae
Exons: 2
Coding region: 1-243 (80 amino acids)
Source: RefSeq, a predicted model, not a curated record
AUGAUAGAAGAGGAGCAUAGCGAGGACUUUGUGAUGAGUGAUCUUCAUACAGAACCUCCAUCAACUGGUCUGGAAAUCUCGGCUAUUCAUCGAACAAGAAGACCGAUGACGAGUAAUAGCAUGGUGUAUCAUCCGGAAGUGAAGGAAGGCACCCUCGACAGAUCCAAGAUCGACAAACGUGAAAAAAUUGGAGACUAUCAAGUGGACGCGAUUGACGAUACUCACAAUGACGAUCAUUUCUAA